AUGUUCACCGUCCUCAGCCGAUUCGGCCGCCGGAGAAAGCCCAUUUCUCUCCUUACCACCGCCAUCAGUUACUCCACGGCCACCGUUGGGAAAUCAUCUAAGCUAUACACAGAAUAUUCAUUCCAGCCACCAGAGUCUCUUAAACCCCAGCAAAACCCUGCUCCCCCUGAAUCCACCAGAAAGCGAUCUAAGCCUCGAUACCGGCCGCCAUCUUCUUUGGACCGAGAAGGUGUGGAACCCUUAAAGUCAGAAUUACCGUUUGAUUUCCGGUUCAGCUACACGGAAAGCAGCCCCUAUGUCCGGCCCAUUGGGCUCCGGGAGCCGAAGUACUCGCCAUUUGGUCCGGGGAGGUUGGACCGAGUGUGGACUGGGGUUUGCGCUCCUGCCGUUGACCCAAAAGUGGGUUCCAUUGAGACUGAAAAGGAGUUGGAGGAGAAGAGGGAGGAGACGAAGGAGAUGAUCCAGGGAGAGCCCUUGAGCAAUGCUGAAAGGAAAGCUCUUGUUGACGGAUGCCAGAGGCAUAGAACGAAAAGGCAAAUCAAUCUAGGUAGAGAUGGUUUAACACACAACAUGCUGAAUGAUAUCCAUAAUCACUGGAAACAUGCUGAGGCGGUUAGGAUUAAGUGUAUGGGUGUGCCUACUGUUGAUAUGAACAACGUUUGCAUCCAGUUAGAGGACAAGACAUUUGGGAAAAUUAUCCACAGACAGGGAGGACUUCUUGUAUUGUAUAGAGGUCGAUACUAUAGACCAAAGAAGCGGCCUGUGAUCCCAUUGAUGCUGUGGAAGCCUCAAGAACCUGUGUAUCCCAGACUUAUAAAAACUACAAUAGAUGGUCUAUCUGUUGAAGAAACGAAGCAAAUGAGAAAGAGAGGGUUGGCUGUGCCUCCUUUAACAAAACUUGGUAAAAAUGGUUACUAUGGAAGUCUUGGGCACAUGGUGAGAGAUGCAUUCCUCACUGAAGAGCUGGUUCGCAUAGACUGUAAGGGCCUCGAGAAGAGCGACAGAAAGAAAAUAGGCUGCAAGUUGCGGGAUUUGGUUCCUUGUAUCCUGGUGACGUUUGACAAGGAACAGAUUGUAGUUUGGAGGGGCGAAGACUAUAAGCCUGCAAUGGAUGAAUUUUCACUUUUAGAUAAAGAAAUAUUUAAUGAUACUCAUCAUGACAUGGAUCAGCCAGUGGAUGAAAAUGACAUAGCAGAUGACCUUGAAGUACCGCAGGAUUUUGAUUCAGGAGACUCUGGGGAGGAGUAA
Molecule: messenger RNA, 1248 nt
Organism: Oldenlandia corymbosa var. corymbosa
Lineage: Eukaryota; Viridiplantae; Streptophyta; Magnoliopsida; Gentianales; Rubiaceae
Source: the annotation of a GenBank genome assembly